CCUCCCCCAAACACCCCAGGAACCUCACAAGUGUCUGGACGGAGAUGGAGGGAGGCUCAUGCACGGUCUUCAGCUUCCUGCACGAAGUGCUCCAAAUACUUUCACUUUUCUUUUCUCCGGAAGCCUGGCCCUCACUGCAUGUGGCAAAGCACAGACUUCCUGUUUCACCCACUGGCAUCUCCCUGCUGUUUUCUCCGUCUUCCAAGAGUGAUCCCAGGGCCCAGCCCCUGGACUGGUGAAAGGGGAAGGAGCAGAUGGCAGACCUAGCAUCCAGGAUGCCCACCUUGACCAAGGCCAUAGAAGAGACUCUUCACCAGCACUUUGUAUACCAGAAGCUAGAGAUUGCCUAUGCCAUCUACAAGCCAUUUCCCUUCCUCGAAGGCUUCCGAGAUAAUUCUAUCAUCACUGAGACAAUGUACAGGGAAUCCAUGGAAGCCUAUAGAAAUAAGGUCCCCAUACCCAGAGUGGUAUACAACAUCCUCACUCACCUGGAGAAGACCUUCAACCUGUCAUUUCUGGAGAUAUUGUUCAGCCAAAUUAACCUGUAUGAGUACCCCAACCUGAAGACAAUUCUCAAGGGCUUCAAAAAUGCUGUCAUUUCCUACCGACAACGGAACAGAACUGUGCCCACCCUCCUUGAAGCCCCAGCCUACCCAGCAGAAGGGCGCUCCCUCCAGACACUGCUGCCGUUGCUGCCACCCCAACACCCACCCCAUGCACCCAGUGUCAGUGAGCCCAGCGCGUCCACACAGCACAGAGCUGAGAUCUUGGGCGAACCAUCCAGCCCUUCUGGCCCUGCCGUGGCUCUCCCCAGAGCCACCCAGGAAAGAAGGAUCACUCCAGACGAAGACUCACAAGAGAUCCCCAGCACGCCCCCUGACACUGUGCAAGUGAUAAGAGAUGACUCUCCUGAACCAAAUGACCCCAAAGAGCUCCAGGAGGCAUCCAGCACACCUCCCAACAAGAAAGGAAAGAAAAGAAAAAGAAGUAUCUGGUCAACUUCAAAAAAGAGACGCCAGACAAAAAGCCUCCCAAAAGAUCUGGCAGUGGAAACAGAAAGAGGAGAGCCAGCUCAAGACCAACUUGGAGGGAAAGCCUCACCUGGGCCCAGAAUCCAAGAGAAGCUCCAAGUGGUGGAUCAGACAACUCAAAGGAAGGGCGAUUCAACCAAGAAGUCAAACUUGACUACAAGGGUCCAAAAGGCAAGCAUUGAAUGUGCCCAAACCUCUGGACCAGAAGAAAUCAGUGAUGACUAUUCAGAAACAAAUGAAGAAAAGAGACCCCAGGAGCCGCCCGGCACACCACUAAGCAUCCUGCAUGAUCCAACAAAGAAUGGAAAUAAAUCACCUUUGGGAAAAUCUCCUGGGGAAAAGCCAUCACCUGAGCACAGAAUCCAAGAGAAUCCCCAAGUGAUGGAUCAGGCAACUGAAAGGAAGGAUGAUUCAACGAGGAGCUCAAAGGUCAUGACAAGGGCCCAAAAAGCAAAGAUUCAAUGUGUUCAAACCUUGGAACCAAAGGAAAAGAGAAGGAAAGAAGAUAUCAUUUCAAGUUCAACAAGGGAUCAGAAAAAUAUUCCCCUGAAGAAAAAAUCUGAAGAUGAAACCGUGGAUUUUCUCUCUCCCAAACUUCCUGUGACCUGUGGUGAAGCCAAAGGGAUUUUAUAUAAGGAGAAAUUGAAACAAGGAUCCUCAGAGAAGUGCAUUCAGAAUGAGGCGGGGGUUUGGUUCACACCCAAAGAAUUUGAAAUUGAAGGAAAACAGGCAAAUUCAAGGAAAUGGAAGCAGACUGUGCAUUGCAAAGGAAAGACCUUAGGAGAACUGAUAAAGAAAGGACUUUUGCUCUGUCCUCCAAGAAUAAGUGUCAAGAGACAGUGGGAAAACUUCAAGGAAUGUGAGGUGUGCUGUAGAGGGGGACCACUGCUCUGCUGUGACACUUGUCCAAGAGCCUUUCAUGAGGACUGUCACAUCCCGCCUGCAGAAGCAGAGAGGAGCCCGUGGAGCUGCACCUUCUGCAGGAUAGAGUCUUUGCGAAGGCAGCGGUGCCACGGGGAGUCUGAGGCCCCUGAGAGGCAGAUGCAGCCCGAGGAGCAGCUGAAGUGUGAGUUCCUCCUGUUGAAGGCCUACUGUCAUCCACAAAGCUCCUUUUUUGCAGAAACCCCACAUAACAUUCGAGAUUAUGGAGAGCCCUUUAAGGAAGCCAUGUGGCUGGACUUGGUUAAGGAAAGGUUGACUGAGCAAGUGUACACAGUGGCAUGGUUUGUUCGGGACAUGCGGCUGAUCUUUCGCAAUCAUAAAACAUUUUACAAGGCUUCUGACUUGGGUCGGAUAGGAUUGGACUUGGAGGCAGAAUUUGAAAAGAACCUCAAAGAAGUGUUUAUUUUUUGCAAAGCCAAUGAGAACAGUUUCCAGACUCUUUGACUCUGUUCUUGAAAGUCUGAGGCACUCCAACUUCAGGAUCCAGAUGAUGUGACUCUGGCCAUCUUUAGACUGCCAGUGAGUCUGGGAUGUUAUUGUGUGGAGGCCGAGAAAAAAUAAGGCCAUUCCACCUCAAUUUAACAUUAGCACAGGGAGGAUUUUUUGGAAUUUUGCACCUGGCUCAGUGGUUGAGCAUCUGCCUUCAGCUCAGGGCAUCAACCCAGAGUCCCAGGAUCAAGGCCCCAUCAGGCUCCUUACAGGGAGACUGCCUCUCCCUCUGCCUCUGUCUCUGCCUCUCCCUCUCUCUGUCUCAUGAAUAAAUAAAUAAAAAUUUAAAAAAAAAAAGAAUUUUUCACCUGUAUUUAUGAAUGAAGUUGGUCCGCAAGCUUCUGUGUACUGUCAUGAUCAGAUGUAGGGCUACCUCAGCUUGGCACAAGAAUGCCUAAAACUUUCCUUUUUAUGUGCUCUGGAAUAGUUUAAAAUGUUUUAAAUGAACCAACUCAUAAAAUUAUAUAGCCUACCGUUCUUUGGAGAGAUGAUAUUGGCCACAGUCUCCACUUUUUCAGGACCAUUAAACUCUUCAGAUGCUCUCUUGCUCUUGAAUCGGGUCCGCUUUUAUAGUUUUCUUUCUUUUUUUUUUUCUGUUAUAGUUUUCUAAGAAGUCAGUCAUUGCAUGUGUUGUUCAUACUUGGCCUUAUUUCUGCCGUAUUAUUUUAUUCCCUCUCUUGGGAAUAGUUUCACAUGAUUUUUGUGUACAUUUUCUUUGUUUCUGCCUUCUAUUCUGGAAGGCAUUUGUCCCAGCUUUUAAUUCUAAUAUUUACCUGCAAGUUUUCCAAAUGUAUUUUUAACUUAUGUUUUAAAUGUCAGAGCCAGGGAUGUCCGGUGGCUCAGUGCAUUGCGCAUCUGACUCUUGAUUUCGGCUCAGGUCAUGAUCUCUGGGUCCUGGGAUGGAGCCCCACAACCCCCAAUCCCUGUGUCGGGUCUGCUGGAGUUUCUGCUCCUCCCCCUGCUCAUGCUCUCUCACUCUCUCUCUCCCUAAUAAAUAAAUAAAUCUUAAAAAAAUAAAUAAACGUUAGAGGCAAAAAUAAAAUAUCUUUAAUGAACCAUGUAUUUAAGCCAACAUGUUUGUCACUUUUUAUGUGACAGCUUCUUAAUUCAAACAGGGAGGAAUUCCCUGUUUCAUAAUAUGGCUAUUUAUUAUCAGUAUCAGAUGUUUGCUUUUACUUUGUAUUAAUUAAUUUUAUUCACUGAUAUGUCACUAUUUUGUUAUUUUUACAUUACAUAAAUUAUUUAUUACUUUUAAUAUCUACCAAAAUUGAAAAACAAAAGGUAAAAGUCGAAUGACCCUUAUUCAUGAGAGCAGUAUUUUUUUUUUAAGAUUUUCUUUAUUUAUUCAUGAGAGACACAGAGAGAGAGGCAGAGACACAGGCAGAGGGAGAAGCAGGCUCCCUGCAGGGAGCCCGAUGUGGGACUCGAUCCCAGGACCCCAGGAUCAUGACCUGAGCCGAAGGCAGAUGCUCAACCACUGAGCCACCCAGGUGCCCCUCUUUAAGUCAUUUUAGAAGAUGAGUAAGCAGGUGGCAUGUUUUCUGAGCCUUUGCACAGCUCUGAAUGUCUUCUCUGUUUUCAUAAAUUCACGGUUGGGCUACAAUUUGUAUUUUAUCACAACUUCUCACCUUCAAAAUCGAUUUAGGCCUUGGUUCACUGUGUUUGGGCAUUUUCAUCCUACAAGUGUGAGUCUGCAUUCAGUCAGAAUUCUGUUCCUUUGUUAGUGUGUGGACGCAUAGCAGGUUUCUUCUUUCUCUCUGUAGUUCUAUAUUUUCAACAGGACAGGAUUCAAUGUAAUACUCUUAUCGUUGAUCUUGCCUGGCACUCUGAGCCCUUUCAAUAUACAUAUCCAGUUCUUUUUUCAGCAGCUGCAUUAAAUCUUUCUGAUCCUUUUGUACUGGGCUCUCUUUCAAGAACAUUUAUUAUCCAUAUGCUGGCUCUCCAUUCUCUGUCCUCCCUAUUUAUCAUUUUUAAAAAAGAAAAAAUAGGUUCUGGGAAGCGCUCCUCUUCUGAGGUCAUUAGUCUAAGACUUAAAUGUACUAACUCAAAAUAACUGCACUUCUAGGGUCAAUAUUUUUAAAUUAAUGAUUUUUUUAUCAUUAUAAUAAUGCUAAUUACUCUCUAUUAACCAGGGAAACUUUUCUUACCACAAUACUUUUCUUCUCUCAACACAAAAAUAAAAAGUUACCGCUGCUA
This is a messenger RNA of Canis lupus familiaris (dog), 4658 nucleotides long. RefSeq names its product SP110 nuclear body protein (gene SP110). The coding region runs from base 255 to 2417 and encodes 720 amino acids. The record is from RefSeq and is a predicted model, not a curated record. The transcript is spliced from 21 exons. Gene Ontology annotation, cellular component: nucleus. Lineage: Eukaryota; Metazoa; Chordata; Mammalia; Carnivora; Canidae. Gene Ontology annotation, molecular function: protein binding; DNA-binding transcription factor activity, RNA polymerase II-specific; DNA binding. Gene Ontology annotation, biological process: regulation of transcription by RNA polymerase II.